ACACCAUCUUGUCCACUAACAACAUUUAAAUUGAUAUUAAUGAGAAAAUAUAUUUAAAUUUAUAAAAUUCGAUCGGAAAAAGACAGAUACGGUGAUUUUAAGGGAGGUGAUUUUGAUCAUAAUGGGAAGGACCCUUUAGCUAUGUUAAUGAAGAGGAAUGUGAAUAUAUUGCUUUGAGAAGAUACAUCUUUUUGCGAAGCUGAAAAAUGGAACCAGACAAUUUAAGUCCAAAUAGAUUUCAUAUUCCUUAUCCAUCUUCAAUGGGACCAAUAAGACCACCUGGCUAUAGUGCCUCUUUACCUCCAUAUGGCAGCACUCCAGGAUAUAACAGUCCUUAUAACACAGUCGGAUAUCCAUCAUCCAUCAGACCUUGUAUAAACCCACCUGCUUUUGGGCGUCCUUAUUGCUGUACAUUUGACAAUAUUAAUCCAGGCCCACGUCCAUACAUGCCAGCUGAAAUGAAUCCUGUUGGAAGUCCUAAUGGUGGCGGCAUGUUUUACACUCAAUGUCAUACAUCGCCUAAUCUGUGUUUUGAGACAUUUAAAAAGCCUACGUUAAGACCAACUGGGAAACAUGAAACGCAAGGUGUAUCGGAGGAUCGUGGAAAGAACACUUCAUUGGACAGGCAUCUCGACGAAAGCUCUUCCUCAUCAAAUGAAAGUUUAUUCAAGGACCUCUCGGGCGGACGUCCAUAUUGUAAAAGACCACCAUGCAUGCGUGCUGUUGGAGGUCCUAAUGGCUGCUGCAUGUUUGACAGUUCCAAAGCUUUUGAUGCAUCGGUUGAUCUGCUGUGUUGUGAAAAAUGUAAAAAGCCAACUGGGAGACCAACCAAUACACUUGUAAAGUUCGGUGUAUCGGAGGAUCGUGAAAAGACCAAUUCAAUUGACCGGCAGUUCGACGUAAGCUCUGCCUCAUCAUCAAAGGAAAGUUUAUUCAAGAACCUUUCAGAUGGCUGCAGGAUAAAUAAUAGCAGACCACAUACUGUAGGGCAUGAAGAAAAUUUGAAGAAAAGUAUGAAUAUACAACCUAGUAUUGAUCUGCUCUUGAUUGGAAAAACCGGAAAUGGCAAAAGUGCGACUGGAAAUUCCAUUGUAGGGAAACGAAAGUUUGCGAGCGAGUCCAGUACAUCUUCUGUGACGAAAGAGUUCGACGCCGAUAUCACAGAACACAACGGUCGUCAGAUUAAAGUCGUGGAUGGUCUGGCAUUUUGUGACACAAGGUUGGAUAAUGAACGGUCAGUUGAGCAGUUGAAUGAUGAAGCAAAAUUGGCUCUGGCAGCCAAUCCUGAAGGCUAUCAUGCUUUUCUUCUCGUCCUGAAAUAUGGCAAUAGAUUUACACGGGACGAACAGGAGUCGGUUGUGUUGUUAAAGAAAAUAUUCGGAGAUGAUUUUGUUAGUAAUUAUUGUUGUCUGAUCUUGACAUGCGGAGAUGUUUUUCAUCAAGAUCAGGAGGAAACAGAUUCUGUAGGAUUGACCUUCUCAGACUGGUGCCAAAAACAAGAUGGCGCCUUUAAGGAUUUGCUCGAGGAGUGUUGCAAUAGGGUGAUCUUGUUUGAUAAUAAAACCAAAGACGAGAAAAAGAAAAAUGAACAGAUUGAUAAUUUAAUUCAAAUGGUUGAUGAGUUGAGAUUUCGCGAUCGACGUUAUAUGGAAGCUCACUAUGAAAAGGCUCAGAAAAUCAAAGAUAAUGUGGCAGCCAAACCAAAGGUGCUCACGACAAACGGCGAGACCACGGUAAAAGAUGAACGUCCAGUUGUUGGACAGCCGCAAGUCUCACAUGAGACAGUAGACUUAGUCACACUUGACAAGAUGUUGAGUCAAACUAAUACUGUCCAGGUCAUACUGACCAAGCAGGAAGAAUUUUCUGGAGCUCUUCAAUACCUGACUGAAAUCUUGGAUUCUCUACAAAAACAGGUUUCUGAUGAAAGCGCUUUCUCUCGCAGAUGUAUUGAAGAAAUACAACAAAGUCGACAACAGGAAGAAGAAAUGAAACAUGUCUUCGAUAAAGAGCUGAAAAAUCAAAGAGAGGAUUAUGAAAAUCAGAUUGAGGACUUAAAACGCGAUGAGCAACAGAGGAGGGAAAUAGAACGCAAUCACCAGAAGAGAUUUGAAGAUCUGGUGCAACAGAGGCGAGACACUGAGCGCGGACCUCAAAGGAUUCACAGAGUAAUGGAACAGGCAGGACAAGCACAGCAAGAAGGGGGAAUGUUUGACCUCAAAAAUAUUCUUUCGGAAAGUCUGAAACUGGUACAAGAAGGAGAGGGAACGUUUGACAUCAAAAAUAAUCUUUUGGAAAAACUGAAACUGGUACAGGAAGGACUGAAGCUAGUGGAGAAUGAACAGAUAAACUUAAGUCAGCGAAUGUCAGGUGACUUAAGUCAGCAGCCGUCUUAAGUUUAGGUGAGAAUCCCAGUGUUGCCUCAACCGUGUGUCACUAAUGAGCUUUGUAAGUCAAAGUAAAUUAGGCUGGUGGUGUUUAGGCGGCGGAGUUGUUCUUCUCUUAUUUUAAUUAAAAUAAAGUUACAGCACUGG
Messenger RNA from Physella acuta, 2531 nucleotides. RefSeq lists its product as uncharacterized. Gene Ontology annotation, molecular function: GTP binding. NCBI's taxonomy places the organism in Eukaryota, Metazoa, Mollusca, Gastropoda, Physidae. The record is from RefSeq and is a predicted model, not a curated record.